Molecule: messenger RNA, 1878 nt
Organism: Epithele typhae
Lineage: Eukaryota; Fungi; Basidiomycota; Agaricomycetes; Polyporales; Epitheliaceae
Product: molybdenum cofactor biosynthesis protein
Exons: 10
Coding region: 1-1878 (625 amino acids)
Biological process (GO): Mo-molybdopterin cofactor biosynthetic process; molybdenum incorporation into molybdenum-molybdopterin complex
Cellular component (GO): cytoplasm; cytosol
Molecular function (GO): molybdopterin molybdotransferase activity
Source: RefSeq, a predicted model, not a curated record
AUGGCCGCCCCGCGCGUAGCCAUCCUUACAGUCUCUGAUACUGCGGCACUCGAUCCCGCAGCAGAUCGUUCCGGGCCGGCGAUCCAAGCACUAGUCACCCAGCACGGAUACAUCUGCACACAUCUCACAUUGUCCCUGACAGGUGAUGUCGACUGGAUCGUCACCACUGGCGGAACUGGGUUCGGCCUGCGCGACAGAACACCAGAGGCCAUCAGGCCACUCCUGGAACGCGAGGCUCCUGGGAUCGUGCACCUCAUGCUCAACGCAUCCAUGCAAGCAACCCCUCUUGGCGCACUCUCUCGGCCUGUCGCGGGCACGAUCAAGAACACUCUUGUCUCCACGCUCCCAGGAAGUGUCAAGGCUGUCCAGGAGAACAUCACGGCACUUCUCCAAGCCGGUGUUGUCGAACAUGCCAUCGAACUUGUUCGUGGUGGACGUGGAGAGCAUGUACACGCCCGACUUGCAGCAGAGGGACCUCGCUCAUUUGGGCACCACCACCACCAUCACCAUGAUCACGACCGUGAGCAUAGGGCACCUGUGACACGGAGCACGUUGUCGCAGGACCCGUCCUUGCCAGCUCAUGCACGCCUCAGGGAAUCACCCUACCCCAUAGUGUCUAUCUCGGAUGCUCUUGUGACGGUGCUGCGGGAGAUACGGCCGCUUCCUGUGUUCGAGGAAAGAGUGACUUCCAAGCUACGAGGCUACGUGCUCGCGGAAGACAUCUUCGCACCUCAGAAUGUCCCCAUCACUCACAGCACCAAUGUAGACGGUUAUGCAUUACGCUCCACUGACCCGCCAGGAAUCUACACCGUCCUCACCCCACACAGCCAUCUCAUUUCCACACCCCUUCCCCCGGGCCACAUCUUCCGCGUCAACACAGGCGGGCCCAUCCCUGCAGGCGCCGACACUGUCAUCAUGGUUGAAGACACCCGCCUACGCGCCACGCACCGCAUCGGCCCCGCGCCCGAAGAAGUCGAGGAGGCCCAAGUCGAGACCCUCGUGCAGGUGCCCCCUGGGGAGAACGGCGACCUCGUCCUCGAGCGCGGCACGGUCGUGCAGGCCGCCGGGGGCGAGAUCGGCUCGCUCGCGUUCGUCGGGCGCACGACGGUGCGCGCGUUCAAGCGGCCCGUCGUCGCGCUCCUCAGCACCGGCGGGGAGCUGCUCGACGUCCAGGCGCCGACGCCGCUCCCCGGCGACGGCUGGGGCGGCAUCUGGGACACGAACCGGCCGUCGCUCCAGGCGGCGAUCGAGGGGUACGGGUACGAGGUCGUCGACCUCGGGAUCGUGCCCGACAACGUGCCCGCGCACGUCGCCGCGCUCCGCCGCGGGCUCGCCGAGGCGGACCUCAUUCUCACCACGGGCGGCACUUCGAUGGGGGUCGGGGACCUGCUCAAGCCGGUGAUCGAGCACCACCUCGGCGGGACGGUGCACUUUGGCAGGGUGCGCGUGAAGCCGGGGAAACCGACGACGUUCGCGACAAUCCCGACUCCGGGCGGACAGGCGGACAGCGUGCCGUUGUUCGCGCUGCCGGGAAACCCUGCAAGCGCGCUCGUGACGUUCCAUAUUUUCGUGGUGCCGGCGCUGAGGAGGCUUGGAGGUUGGACUUCGGCGAAGUGCAGACUACCGAGCGUGCGCGUGCAGAUUCAAGAGUCGAUGAAGCUGGAUUCGCGACCCGAAUACCACAGGGCUAUCAUCGUCGCUACACCCGAAGGAUUCAAAGCGCACAGUACUGGUGGACAGCGCUCUAGCAGAGUCGCCAGCUUGAAGGGCGCAAACGGCUUUGUGGCAUUGCCUCCGAGAGGAGAAAAGGGACCUGCGAAGUUGGAAGUUGGGGAUUUCGUCGAGGCGAUCAUCAUCGGAGAACUGCAUAUGGGUUGA